Molecule: messenger RNA, 641 nt
Organism: Boleophthalmus pectinirostris (great blue-spotted mudskipper)
Lineage: Eukaryota; Metazoa; Chordata; Actinopteri; Gobiiformes; Gobiidae
Product: tubulin polymerization-promoting protein family member 3-like
Exons: 4
Coding region: 66-641 (191 amino acids)
Biological process (GO): microtubule bundle formation; positive regulation of protein polymerization; microtubule polymerization
Cellular component (GO): microtubule
Molecular function (GO): tubulin binding
Source: RefSeq, a predicted model, not a curated record
UUUUCAAUGGGACAGAGGCUGGAGCUCAGCACAGACUCGCACUCAGUUUUUCAGAUCUCAGCGUGAUGGCGAAGAGCUCUGACGUGGACGAGCUGCUGGCGGCCUUCAGGAGGUUCGCGGCGCACGGGGACCACAAAGCCGGGGCGUCCUCGGAGAUGCCGGGUCAGAAAUGGGCCAAACUCUGCAAAGACUGUAAGAUCAUCGACGGGAAACACGUGACCAGCACAGACACGGACAUCAUCUUCUCCAAACUUGUACCAAAGACGUCUCGUGGGAUGUCCUACGCAGACUUUAAGAAGGCCCUGGAGAUGUUGUGUCAGAAGAGGUUUCCAGACCAGAGCAAAGAGGAGGCGCUUCAGUCCGUCUACAAACUCAUCGAGGGGAAGGAGCCCGCCAACGCUGGGGUCACGAAAGUGGACAGAACUGGCGCAGUGGACCGUCUCACCGACACGUCCCGGUACACGGGGUCCCACAAGGAGCGUUUUGACGGGAGUGGGCGGGGCCGGGGGCGGGAGGGGCGCGAGUACCUGGUGGAGAACACGGGCUACGUCAGCUCCUACAGGCACCAGGGCACCUACGACAACAAGGUCAAAGGUCAAUCCAGCAAACCCGCCGGGACCCCAGACAGCAAGAUCAAGUAG